Gasterosteus aculeatus aculeatus (three-spined stickleback) is the source of this 3344-nucleotide messenger RNA. RefSeq names its product elongation factor Tu GTP binding domain containing 2 (gene eftud2). NCBI's taxonomy places the organism in Eukaryota, Metazoa, Chordata, Actinopteri, Perciformes, Gasterosteidae. Gene Ontology annotation, cellular component: U2-type catalytic step 2 spliceosome; U4/U6 x U5 tri-snRNP complex; cytosol. Gene Ontology annotation, molecular function: GTP binding; U5 snRNA binding; GTPase activity. Gene Ontology annotation, biological process: mRNA splicing, via spliceosome. The record is from RefSeq and is a predicted model, not a curated record.
AAAGCGCCCCCGAGUCCUCAGAAGAAGAAAGCCGGACGUAAUAUUUCGUGCGCAUGGCGCUUUUUGUGAAAUUAUUUAUCUUCUGAAUACUUACCCAACUGACCUUGUUUCGAUUAUUGUCUUACCUCACCGCGCUAUCACGGAAUACAGUCCUCUACAAGAUGGAGGCUGAUCUGUAUGACGAGUUUGGAAACUACAUCGGUCCAGAGCUGGACUCUGAUGACGAUGAGGAUGAUCUGGAUGCAGAGGACCGAGAUGUUGACGAGGCUGACGACGAUGAUGAAGAUGAACCUGCUGAUGCCGAUGAGGAUGUCCCUGGUAUGGAGGUGGUUCUGCACGAGGACAAGAAGUACUAUCCUACAGCAGAGGAGGUUUAUGGCCCCGAAGUGGAAACCAUUGUCCAGGAGGAAGACACGCAACCUCUCACAGAGCCCAUCAUCAAGCCUGUGAAGCACAAGCGGUUCACGCUGAUGGAGCAGGAGUUACCUGCCACCGUCUAUGAUAUGGAAUUCCUUGCAGAUCUGAUGGACGGUCCUGAGCUAAUCCGUAACGUCACCCUGUGUGGACAUCUUCACCACGGCAAGACCUGUUUUGUGGACUGCCUGAUUGAACAGACGCACCCAGAAAUCAGGAAGAGGGACGACGUGGAUCUGCGAUACACCGACAUCCUCUUCACUGAACAGGAGAGGGGUGUGGGUAUCAAGAGCGCCCCCGUCACAAUGGUCCUGCCAGACUCCAGAGGAAAGUCCUACCUUUUCAACAUCAUGGAUACACCAGGCCACGUGAACUUCUCUGACGAGGUCACUUCUAGUAUCCGGCUCUCGGACGGCAUCGUCCUCUUCAUAGAUGCAGCAGAAGGAGUGAUGCUGAACACAGAGCGCCUGAUCAAACACGCGGUUCAGGAGCGAAUGGCCAUCACCAUCUGCAUCAACAAGGUGGACCGGCUCAUUGGGGAGCUCAAAUUGCCCCCUACAGAUGCUUAUUAUAAACUCCGCCACAUUGUGGAUGAGGUCAACGGUUUGCUCAGCACGUACUCCACGGAUGAGAACUUGGUGGUGUCUCCUCUGCUAGGCAAUGUGUGCUUCGCCAGCUCUCAGUACAGCACCUGUUUCACCCUGGGGUCCUUCGCAAAGAUCUACUCGGACACCUAUGGUGACAUCAACUAUAAUGAGUUUGCCAAGAGGCUUUGGGGAGACAUUUAUUUCAACCCCAAAACUCGCAAGUUCACAAAGAAAGCUCCCAGCAGCAACUCUCAGCGCAGCUUUGUGGAAUUUGUUCUGGAGCCUCUCUACAAGAUCCUCUCACAGGUGGUCGGGGACGUGGACACGUCUCUCCCCAGAGUUCUGGAUGAACUGGGGAUCCACCUCACCAAAGAAGAGCUGAAGCUGAACAUCAGACCUUUACUGAGGCUGGUCUGUAACCGCUUCUUUGGAGAGUUCACUGGCUUUGUGGACAUGUGCGUGCACCACAUCCCCUCACCACAGGAGGGUGCUAGGAGCAAGAUAGAGCACACAUACAAUGGAGGUCUGGACUCGGACCUCGCGGAGGCCAUGACGGAGUGCGACCCCGAUGGUCCUUUGAUGUGCCACACCACCAAGAUGUACAGCACCGAGGAUGGGGUUCAGUUCCACGCGUUCGGCCGGGUGCUGAGUGGGACCAUUCAGGCCGGUCAGCCUGUCAAGGUCUUGGGAGAGAACUACACCCUUGAGGACGAGGAGGACUCGCAGGUCUGCACUGUGGGCCGGCUCUGGAUCUCAGUCGCCAGAUACCAAAUUGAAGUGAACAGAGUCCCUGCGGGAAACUGGGUUCUAAUCGAAGGCUGCGAUCAGCCAAUCGUCAAGACGGCAACGAUCACGGAGCCCAGAGGGAACGAAGAGGCUCAGAUUUUCAGGCCACUAAAGUUCAACACGGCAUCCGUUAUAAAGAUUGCAGUGGAGCCCGUCAACCCUUCAGAGCUACCCAAGAUGUUGGACGGACUGAGGAAGGUCAACAAGAGCUAUCCGUCCCUCACCACAAAGGUGGAGGAAUCGGGCGAGCAUGUCAUCUUGGGCACAGGAGAGCUGUACCUGGACUGCGUCAUGCACGACCUGCGCAAGAUGUACUCAGAGAUCGACAUUAAAGUCGCCGACCCCGUCGUGACCUUCUGCGAAACGGUUGUAGAGACUUCUUCACUCAAGUGCUUCGCUGAAACGCCAAACAAAAAGAACAAGAUCACCAUGAUUGCCGAGCCCUUGGAGAAGGGGCUCGCUGAGGACAUCGAGAACGAAGUGGUGCAGAUCACGUGGAACAGGAAGAAGCUGGGAGAGUUUUUCCAGACAAAGUACGACUGGGAUCUGCUGGCUGCCAGGUCCAUCUGGGCCUUCGGACCGGACGCCACGGGACCAAACAUCCUGGUAGAUGACACGCUGCCCUCCGAGGUGGACAAGGCGCUGCUGGGCUCAGUCAAAGACAGCAUCGUUCAGGGCUUCCAGUGGGGCACCAGAGAGGGGCCUCUGUGUGAUGAGCCCAUCAGGAAUGUCAAGUUUAAGAUCCUCGAUGCCGUCAUUGCUCAGGAGCCUCUCCACAGAGGAGGGGGCCAGGUCAUCCCCACGGCCAGGAGGGUGGUGUACUCUGCUUUCCUCAUGGCCACUCCGAGGUUGAUGGAGCCGUAUUACUUUGUGGAGGUUCAGGCUCCAGCUGAUUGCGUAUCUGCUGUCUACACAGUUCUGGCCCGAAGAAGGGGUCAUGUGACCCAGGAUGCACCUAUUCCAGGGUCUCCUCUCUACACCAUCAAGGCUUUCAUCCCGGCCAUCGACUCCUUCGGCUUUGAGACCGACCUUCGCACGCACACACAGGGACAGGCCUUCGCCCUGUCUGUGUUCCACCACUGGCAGAUCGUCCCCGGUGACCCCCUGGACAAGAGCAUCGUGAUCCGGCCUCUCGAGCCUCAGCCCGCCCCCCACCUGGCCAGAGAGUUCAUGAUCAAGACCCGAAGGCGCAAGGGUCUCAGUGAGGAUGUGAGCAUCAGCAAGUUCUUCGAUGACCCCAUGUUGUUGGAGCUGGCCAAACAGGACGUGGUGCUCAACUACCCGAUGUGAGACUGCAACACCAAACCCUACUUUUUAGGAGCACUCGGGGAAACUAACAGUAACGCAGAGCUUGACGGCGGUUACUCUGACUCUCAACACCUGAAUCGAUCCAGGCGUUCUUUCCUUUUGGUAUAUGGCUGUGAAAGCUUUUUUUAUGUGUAAAAAUGAUCAUUGUUUUUGUAGGUUAAAAGGACACGGAAAGUUUAAAAAAAAAAAAGAAAUUGGAUGUUAUUUGUCUCGCAUAUUUCGGAAUAAAAUAAAUCUGUGUAAUUCAAA